Messenger RNA from Manihot esculenta (cassava), 1947 nucleotides. RefSeq names its product inositol 3-kinase. Bases 495 to 1586 code for a protein of 363 amino acids. Gene Ontology annotation, molecular function: kinase activity. The record is from RefSeq and is a predicted model, not a curated record. The transcript has 2 exons. Lineage: Eukaryota; Viridiplantae; Streptophyta; Magnoliopsida; Malpighiales; Euphorbiaceae. Gene Ontology annotation, biological process: myo-inositol hexakisphosphate biosynthetic process.
AAGCAAGGAUCCGAUUCUAAACCCUUUUACAAUUAUACCAACUGCAACUGAGAAUCAUAUUCCUCAGCCCGUCAGGCUACUAUAACUACCCUUUUUCUAUGAAUUUAAAAACAAAACAGAACAAAACCAGCGAUUUUUAAAGAUUUAUUCUUGAUAUGGAGCAUGCUUAAAUCAGUCAACUUCGAUCUGAAAUUUUAUUUGAACACGAGGAUCAUUGUCCAUUAAUCCCCUGCAACGUCGGUUUUGUGUUAAAAGGCAAGCCCACAAAAAUCUCUCUGUUGAGCGCGCGUCCUCUGUCUCUCUCGACACAUAUAAUAAUAAGCUCACCCCAAAUUUUGUCCAUUUCUGCCCUUAACAGCGACGCACUGUACGCACCCGUUUCCUUAAAAUAUGUGCUCUUCUUUCCCUGCUAUGUCUUGCUCUCACCACCAAAUCCUCUCAUUCUCUUAGCUCUUCCUCGACACUCAUGACCCCCGAACCCAACACGACCUACCAUGGUAUCCGCUUCCCGCAAAACCCACCAAAUUUCCACUCCCCGUGUUUUAAUCGUCGGCAACUACUGCCACGAUGUUUUAAUCCAGAAUGACAUCGUUGUUGGUGAAUCUCUUGGCGGUGCCUCCUCCUUCAUAGCCAGCGUCCUUAAUGGGAUGUCAAUUCCUUGUAGUUUAGUUGCCAAAACUGGUCACGAUUUUAGAUACCAAGUUAAUCAUAGCCCAAUUUUAGUGUCUGCUUCCAAGACGACCGUUUUCCAUGCCUAUUUUGAUUCGGGUGUACACGACAAUGGAAACCAAGAUAGGGUCUUAAAACGGGUCUGCGCUUGUGAUCUGAUUAGCCCGAUGGAUCUUCCUGACGCGAGGUUCGAUUUUGGAAUGGCGGUUGGGGUUGGCGGGGAGAUAUUGCCUGAAACGCUUGAGAAAAUGAUUGAGAUAUGUGAUGUGGUCCUCGUGGAUAUUCAAGCAUUAAUAAGGGAUUUUGAUGCCGUUGAUGGGACUGUUAAGCUUGUUGAGUUACGCGAAACAGAGUUUUGUUCCCUAUUGCCACGAAUUGGGUUUUUAAAGGUGUCAUCAGAGGAGGCCAUGUUUUUGGAUGUGGAGGAGGUGAGGAAGUGGUGUUGUGUGGUGGUUACGAAUGGAGAAAAUGGCUGUAAGGUGUGCUGGAAAGAUGGGGAGAUGAGGAUUUCGCCCUUUUUGGCUAAUCAAGAGGAUCCCACGGGCGCAGGAGAUAGCUUCUUUGGUGGCUUGGUGACGGGUUUGGUUCAGGGAUUGGCUGUUCCUGAUGCUGCCUUGCUGGGUAACUUCUUUGGUUCGCUUACUGUUGAACAAAUUGGAUUGCCAGAGUUUGAUUCGAGGUUGCUGCAGAGAGUGAAGGAUGAGGUUCAGAGGAGGAGAAUCCAGUGCUUGUUUUGCGAGAAGAAUGAUGAUGAGCUGAUGUUCUUGAAGCCGGCAGGGCAUGAACAGUUCCAUUCUUCCCUUGGAGCGGCAAAAUUAGUAACUCAGUGUUCCCUUCAAGAAUCCACAGAUUGCUCUGGGCAACAAAAAUUAGCUGUAUAUGAUGAAGCAAUGCGAACAGUUGAGAGAAAGCCAUGAUUGAUUGGUCUUUCUUUUCUUUUUUCUUUUCCUCUCGUAUGGAAUAAAGCAUCUAGUGUCAAUGCUCUCUUUCUAUUCAUAUUAAAGAAGUAAAUGCAUUUAAAAUAAGAACUUAUGUCGUGGGUGAAAGCUGCUGGAUUUCCGAAUAGCACAAAAGCUUGUAACGAGAAUCUUUUAUUUAGCUGUGUGGAAGGAAUAGCUACUGCUGAAAAAUUGGCCGUGUUGGUGAAGAUUAGACGAGGAAUAUGAUACAAAGGUUCAGCGCUAUUUGUUGGUUCUUAGAGGCCCACUUUGUAAACGUUUCAAACUUAACAUUAAAUGCAAAGAUUCAAAAAUUAGAACCAGUAAAUCUUUAGUUCAA